This is a messenger RNA of Sinocyclocheilus rhinocerous, 371 nucleotides long. Its product is annotated as exportin-T-like. Gene Ontology annotation, molecular function: tRNA binding; small GTPase binding. The record is from RefSeq and is a predicted model, not a curated record. Gene Ontology annotation, biological process: tRNA re-export from nucleus. The transcript is spliced from 3 exons. NCBI's taxonomy places the organism in Eukaryota, Metazoa, Chordata, Actinopteri, Cypriniformes, Cyprinidae. Gene Ontology annotation, cellular component: nuclear matrix; nuclear pore; cytoplasm. The coding region runs from base 13 to 321 and encodes 102 amino acids.
ACUGCUUUUAACAUGUUCUCUUUCUCAGGUGGAAAAGACGGUUUGGUGGGAUUUCCAGAUUUCAUCUAUAAGCAUAUCGUCCCAGCAUGCUUCAUGGCCCCUCUGAAACCAACCUUUGACCUUUCAGAUGCCCAGACUGUUCUAACGCUGUCUGAGUGCACGCUGACUCUGCACAUGAUUCAUCUCAAAAGAGGGCUGGAGUGUAUUCAGUUUCUACAGGAGUAUCUGCCAUCACUGCAGGUCUCACCUGAAAUCACACAGGUAACUGAGACACACCUGCUUCCAUCAGGAUCAAUGACAGGAGUCAAGCAUUUCAUUUAAUUAAAACAUUGUCAGAUACACACAAAUUCAAUGGUCUUCACUAAAACUUG